ACUUGAAAAUGUGUACUACUUUGUUUCAGCAGUUCAGUAUGGUUUGUUUAGCUUUGUAACCAUAGCAACGUAGUACCAGUGCAUGUUGGGAAACAGGAAGUAAAAUUGCCAUGUGGUAAUCAGCUACAAGAAUGUGUGAGCUCUACCAGCUGUCAGUUUCUGAGUCGCUUUUCCUUCUCCCUUUUUGCUAAGGCAACGUCUUUUCACAAAAUUCCCAGUAAACUUCAUGGAAAUGUAUCAGCCGUGUCCUGGAGUUUCUUGGGAGUGUUUAAGCUGAAUGGAACAUAGCCCAUGACAGUGAAAAGACGGCAACACAGCUAACGAGGGACACAAGGAAUGCCAUCCUACGGAGCAACUCAAUACCAAGAGAUAAGCGGCUAAUGCUACAGCUUCAUGUCAGCUACUCACUAGCUUCCUUCUCCUGAUAUUGAAAACGCAGUGAGUCACAAUGUCACAACGUAGCGACAGUAAAGAAGGAAAUGAAGAUAACCAGUCUCAGACUGUGCGCUCGAGAAGCAGUCGCUCAUCUGGUACAUCGUCCAGCUCGAAGAUUAGCAUGGCCGUCGCCAUGGCAAAGGCAAAAGCUGAAGCAGCGCAAGCUAGAGCGGCACAUGCCCAAAAGGAAAUUGAACUUAAAGUGGAGCAGGCACGAGUUCAAGCUAAUCUUGAUGCAUUAAAUGAUGAAAAAGAAAAGGAUGCUGCCAUAGCAGAGGCAAAUGCUCUUGUGGCUGGUUUACAAGAUAUGGGCUUUGAAGUGCGCAGUGAGCUUAACAGCCCGGUCCCACAAUCGGUCACAGACCAGCGCGUCGCCGCCUAUGUGUCGGCACAAGCCAGCCUAUGCAGCAAGGGUCUAACUGUCAGAAGAGGGAGUAACUAUGCGUCGCCAUCUCUUCAUCCUCCACACCCUCAACCAAUCAAUGUUAUCCCUUCAACACAACACCCACUCAAUGCAAGUCAAACCCAAGCUGCUGCUUCUGCCGACAUUAAGCCACACCAAGUUCCUCAGGCCCCCCAGACUAGUGAGGCACCGCCACAACAAAGCUUCAAUCAGCCUCCCAACUCCUCUUCAGGUCCUCAGCUUGGUGGGAAUCGUCCGCAACAGAACCUCAAACUGGAUUCCUCAUCUCCUGCGCACCCGCCUGCUCACAGGACACCUUAUGGAGCUAGCUACGACCAUUCUACGUCCACUGGAGACCUCAUCAAAUACCUUGCUCGCAGCCGCCUGGUGACUUCAGGCCUCACUGCAUAUGAUGACCAGCCAAUGAACUAUUGGGCCUGGAAAACAUCGUUCCUGAACGCUAUCGCUGAUCUAGACUUGUCUGCUGCAGGAGAACUCGACCUCCUCACCAAGUAUCUGGGAAAAGAGUCAGCAGAACAAGUAAGAAGAAUAAAAACAGUCAACAUUAAGGACCCAGCAACCGGACUGCACAUGGCAUGGGGGCGCCUGGAUGAAAUAUAUGGCUCGCCAGAGGCCGUCGAACAGGCUCUGUUCAACAAACUAGAAAACUUUCCGAAGGUCACAACAAAGGAUCCACAGAGACUCAGGGAUCUAGCCGACCUGUUGUCAGAGCUACAAGCCGCCAAGGAAGAUGGAUACCUUGCAGGCUUGUCGUACUUGGAUACCUCCAGAGGAAUUAAGCCUAUCAUUGAGAAACUCCCAUACAACUUACAAGAAAAGUGGCUUUACUUUGGUACAAGCUACAAACAGAAACAUUUUGUUAGCUUCCCACCUUUCUCCGUGUUGGUAAACUUCAUUGCCACGGAGGCAAGAGCUCGCACUGACCCAAGCUUUAACCUCUUCAUGCAAGCCCCAGCAGAAAGAAAGAGUAAGUGGGAGAGGCCUACAAAGACAUCCGUAUAUGUUCACAAGACGCAGGUCUCAGGGACUGCUAAGGCAGAGUGUAGAGAAGGUACGGAACGAAUCGACCCAAAUAAACAUUGUCCUCUGCAUAAGAAGCCCCACCCUCUGAGGAAAUGCAGAGGCUUCCGUGAGAAGAGCAUAAAUGAUCGCAAACAGCUUCUGAAAGAGCAUUACAUCUGCUUUCGCUGUUGCUCCUCUACGGAGCAUCUCGCAAAGAACUGCACCGCUGAGAUAAAAUGUACAGAGUGUGAGAGCACUGCUCAUGUGACAGCGCUUCACCCCUGCCCACCUACCUGGAAUUCUAAGUCGUCCCCUUCCACUUCAGAGGAUGGCGGGCAGGAGGACAGAGCAGACAUCCAGGAGGUCAAGUCGACGUGCACACAAGUAUGUGGUGAAGGACUGAGUGCCAGAGCAUGUGCUAAGAUCUGCCUCGUCAGUGUGUUCCCAAACGGAUGCAGGGAGAAGUCCAAGAGAAUGUACGCCAUACUGGACGAGCAGAGCAAUCGCUCCCUGGCACGGUCGGAGUUCUUCGAGGUUUUUAAGAUCUCCGGAGGUUCUUACUCAUAUACCCUCAAGACCUGUGCAGGUCGUUCAGAGACAGCGGGGAGGAGAGCCAGCGGUUACACUGUGGAGCCAGUGGACAAGAAAGUAAGCAUUCCCCUGCCUACACUCCUCGAGUGCAACCAAAUCCCUAACGUUCGCGCUGAGAUUCCUACGCCAGAAGCAGCCUACCAUCAUGCCCACCUGAAGCGCAUCGCCGACAAGAUUCCGCCUCUGGAUCCGGACGCCAAAAUACUCCUCUUACUGGGCAGAGACAUCUUACGGGCGCACAAGGUCCGAGAGCAGAUAAGCGGCCCAGGAGAUGCACCGUUUGCUCAAAGGCUUGACCUGGGAUGGGUCGUCGUCGGUGAUGUGUGCCUUGGAGGUGCUCACAGACCACUUGAGGUAGGGAGUUACAAAACAGCCAUCUUAGAGAAUGGUCGUACGAGUCAUCUUCAGCCAUGCGACAAUCAAAUCAGAGUGAAAGAGUUGUUUGGUCAGGUGCCUAAACAUCAACAUCAUCCAGCACCAACCUCCAACCGUGACUCAAUGAUGCUCAGCGUAGACUGCUUGGGGCAGACUGUCUUUGCUUGUACUCCCGACGACCACAGAGUCGCUCCAUCCAUGGAGGAUCUAGAGUUUCUGAAGAUAAUGGAAGCUGAGUGCUACCAGGACAGCUCCAAAAGUUGGGUUGCACCUCUACCCUUUCGGUCGCCGAGACAGCGGCUGCCUAACAACAGGAAACAGGCUUUUGACCGUCUUGUCUCACUACGGCGCUCAUUGGAAAAACGACCACAGAUGAAAGCUGAUUUCCUAGAGUUUAUGGAGAAGAUGCUCAAGAAGGCACAUGCAGAAGUUGCCCCACCAGUGCAGCCUGGACAAGAGUGUUGGUACCUGCCUCUGUUUGGCGUGUAUCAUCCUAGGAAGCCAGAUAAGAUCCGUGUAGUCUUUGACAGCAGCGCGUCAUGUGAAGGAGUGUCGCUCAACGAUGUCUUGCUCACUGGCCCUGACCUUAAUAACAGCCUGCUGGGUGUUCUCAUGAGGUUCAGGAAGGAACAGGUGGCAGUCACCUCCGACAUCGAGCACAUGUUCCACUGCUUUGUCGUUGAGGAGGAUCACCGUGAUUUUCUCCGCUUCCUGUGGUACAGGAACAACGACCUUACCUCCAACAUCGUGGACUACAGAAUGCGGGUUCACCCUUUUGGGAACAGUCCCUCGCCUGCCGUUGCAGCGUAUGGUUUGCGACGGGCAGCUAAGGAAGCAGAAGCCGACUAUGGCAGUGAUGCAAGACGAUUCAUCGACCGCGAGUUCUACGUUGACGACGCCUUAAAGUCCUUCAGCUCCGAGGAAGAGGCCAUCAGCGUCCUCGGACGGGCACAGAAGAUGCUUGCAGCUUCUAACCUCAGGCUGCACAAAAUCGCUUCAAAUCGACCGGCAGUCAUCGAAGCAUUUCCAUCCGAAGAUCGCACCAAGGACGUCAACAGCCUAGAUCUCUUUGUUGGUGAUCUGCCCAUCCAACGUAGCCUUGGAUUGUUCUGGAACAUGCGCACGGACACCUUCAUGUUUGAAAUCAAAGAUGACCAGAAGCCAUUCACUCGCAGAGGGGUACUCUCAACCGUGAACAGCCUCUACGAUCCUCUAGGGUUCCUCGCACCCAUCACGGUUCAUGGAAGACUGAUACUCAGGGAACUCACCACGCAAGCAGAGGACUGGGACUCACCUCUUCCCAAAGACAUGGAGCUCGAGUGGACUAGAUGGAAACAGUCACUCCAUGAUCUACAGGGGCUCCAGAUACCACGCCCUUAUACAUCCUUCUCCACCGCAGGCGCGCUAAGAAGAGAACUCUGUGUCUUUGCAGACGCAUCAGUCAAGGCAAUAGCAGCCGUAGCCUACAUCAAGGUGACAAACCACCAAGAACAGACUGAGAUUGGCUUUGUCUUCGGGAAGGCAAAGUUGGCCCCCCAGCCUGGCUUGACUAUCCCGAGACUUGAGCUCUGUGCGACCGUACUCGCCGUCGAGAUCGCCGAGAUGGUAGUCACAGAGAUGGACACAACAUUCGACAACAUCACAUACUACACAGAUAGCAAGGUUGUAUUGGGAUACAUCCAGAACCAGUCAAGGAGAUUCUAUGUCUACGUACACAACAGGAUCCAACGUAUCCAUCAAUCACCUUGUUCCGGCCAGUGGAAGUACGUUCCAACGCACCUCAACCCAGCUGACAUUGGGUCAAGAACUGUGGCACCAGCCUUGCUUAGCAGCACAACUUGGCUCAAAGGACCAGCCUUUCUACAUGAUGCAUCUUCGCAUUCACCUGAGGUUCAAGAGACUUAUAACCUUAUUGACCCUGACACUGACUCUGAAGUGCGUCCCCAGGUGGUGACAAGUCUCACACAUGUUACCAGGAAUGUGGUACACCCACAACGCUUCGAACGUUUCUCCAAGUUCAGCACUCUCCUGACAGCCAUAGCGCACCUCAUCCACGUGGCUCGUUCCUUUGCCCACUCCACUCAGGAUGAAUGUCAGGGGUGGCACAUCUGUCGCUCUACAGAGGAAGAGUUGCUGAGGGCCAAAGUGUGUAUCGUGAAGAGUGUCCAGAAUGAGUGCUAUACAGAGGAACUUAAGUGUAUCAACUCAGGAUCCAACAUCCCAUCGUCAAGCAGCCUGUGGAAAUUGCACCCCACCAUGGACCAAGAUCAACUUCUUAGAGCGGGAGGUCGGAUUGGACAGUCAGAUCUGAGCAUGAACGAGACUCACCCCAUCAUCAUUCCUGGCCGGCAUCAUCUUGCAACUCUGCUUGUGUCUCACUAUCAUGAAGCAGUGAAACACCAAGGAAGACAUCUUACUGAAGGUGCCAUUCGAGCGGCAGGGUUCUGGCUGGUGGGAGCUAAACGCUGCAUUAGCAGUCUGCUUCACAGAUGCAUUACUUGUAGAAGACUGAGAGGAAAGACCGAACAUCAGUGGAUGGCAGCUCUGCCAGCAGAACGGCUACAAGUAGCACCUCCCUUCACCUAUGUAGGUGUCGACGUCUUUGGACCAUGGGACAUCGUCUCACGCCGCACAAGAGGAGGAGUCUCCAACUCUAAACGAUGGGCUGUGAUGUUCUCAUGCAUGUGCUCAAGGGCAGUUCACAUCGAGGUUAUUGAAGCAAUGAGCACCAGCAGCUUUAUCAACGCCUUGAGGAGGUUCUUUGCAGUCAGGGGCCCUGCAAAGCAGAUCCGCUCUGACUGCGGAACUAACUUCAUCGGCGCCUCUCGUGAACUAGAGAUGGACAAGACCAAUCCAGGCUUCAACAGUGUGGAGGAGUACCUGGACACACAGAGCUGCACCUGGGUAUUCAAUCCGCCCCACGCGUCUCAUAUGGGUGGCGCGUGGGAACGAAUGAUUGGCAUUGCCCGCCGUAUUUUGGACUGCAUGCUGCUUGAGGAGAGGAGGUCUCACCUGACACACGAGGUUCUGACCACACUCAUGGCCGAGGUAGCUGCAAUCAUGAAUGCUAGACCGCUCAUCCCAGUGUCAUCGGAUCCGGAAUCGCCUCUCAUCCUCACCCCAGCAAUGCUCUUGACUCUUAAGACAGGCUCUGCACCUCCUCCUCCGUCAGGAAGCUUUGAGGAAGCGCAUCUCGUCAGAGAGGAGUGGAAGCGGGUUCAGAGCCUAGCAGACAUGUUUUGGAACAGAUGGAAACAUGAAUACCUCAAAACAUUGCAGCUUCGGCACAAGUGGCAAGGAAAAAGGCCGAACCUCCAAGAAGGAGACAUAGUUCUCCUGAAAGACAAUCAGGCAAAGAGAAAUCAAUGGCCUAAGGGUAUCAUCGCAAAAACCUUUCCAGGAGAAGAUGGAUUGGUCCGGAAGGUUCAAGUGGAAGUCCGUCAGGAUGGAACCAGGAAGACUUUUCGCCCCUCGCCCCUUACAGAAGUGGUCCUGCUUCUCUCUCCAAAGACUGAUUCUGUUAGUUAA
Molecule: messenger RNA, 6355 nt
Organism: Perca fluviatilis (European perch)
Lineage: Eukaryota; Metazoa; Chordata; Actinopteri; Perciformes; Percidae
Exons: 2
Coding region: 449-6355 (1968 amino acids)
Biological process (GO): DNA integration
Molecular function (GO): nucleic acid binding
Source: RefSeq, a predicted model, not a curated record